This is a messenger RNA of Pyrus x bretschneideri (Chinese white pear), 577 nucleotides long. RefSeq lists its product as uncharacterized. The transcript has 3 exons. Bases 176 to 577 code for a protein of 133 amino acids. The record is from RefSeq and is a predicted model, not a curated record. Lineage: Eukaryota; Viridiplantae; Streptophyta; Magnoliopsida; Rosales; Rosaceae.
CCCGUCCCACGCCCUGCCUGCAGAAUGCAAAUACCGACAACGUUGUGGUUGGUUGAGUUCCCCCCUUAACGGUUUCAAUUUCAAAACACGUUAAAAUUCAUCGCCUUCUCUCUCUCUCUCUCUCUCUCUCUCUCUCUCUCUCUACGUUCUUAGCAACCAGUCAACAAAUUAAACCAUGCCUCCACGUUCAAAGAAAAUCACAUCAAAACUACUUGCCAAAACCAUCCGUCAAUCUCCCCCUACCCUUCAACCCCAACAAGUCCCAGAGGAGGAGGAGGAGGAGCCGAAAGUUUCUGCAGAUCUUAACGAAAUGGCGGAUUCUUCGAAUGGGAAGUUGGAUGGCGCCGAAAAUGUUCAACCGGAGGAUGUUGGCGACUCAAAACCUGUGGUUGAAUCUGUGAGGGACGUGGCUGUCGAUGACUGUUCCGAGCCUGCAAAGGAAACCCGCGAUGAUGCUGAUGAUUCGAGUUCGAGUUCAAGUAGUAGUUCGGAUGAAGAGGCGGAAGGUGCUCGAGUGGCGAAUGAUUCUGGGGAAGUGGAGGAGACCGAAGAAGUUGUUAUCAAGGUAGUGUUGUAG